Megalops cyprinoides (Indo-Pacific tarpon) is the source of this 4030-nucleotide messenger RNA. RefSeq lists its product as uncharacterized. The transcript is spliced from 2 exons. The record is from RefSeq and is a predicted model, not a curated record. Gene Ontology annotation, cellular component: cytoplasm. Bases 488 to 2191 code for a protein of 567 amino acids. Lineage: Eukaryota; Metazoa; Chordata; Actinopteri; Elopiformes; Megalopidae.
GUGGAGCUUAUGCACAGUCCCUCUCUCUCUCGUUUCUUCUUGGAUUGUUUACGAUUUACAAAGUCAGAGAUAUAUUCUAAAAGAACUUUUAACACCAGUUAGAUCAGUGGUGUAUCGAUAUAGCGGUGAUUCUAGUACUGUCGUUCAUUUCCUGUAAAAGAAUUACGAUGCGGUUAACCGGAGCACCCCAGUUACGUCUAAGGAGGGUCACUUCCUUUUUGGUAAGAGGUGAAGGUAGAGCGUGUUCCACUUUCAUCACGAGUCUCCCCCCCACCUGCUAACUGAUAUUUCAAGUUAAAACACAAACGAGUGUGUCCCGAUUUAAACUGACACCGUGUGAUAGCUAGCGGCGAAAUGUGUUUAUUUUUAUCGCACCUUUGACAGCAACCACUGGCACGAUUUGCACACCGUCCGCUAAAGUCGCUUCCUUGUUCCUGAUACUGUAAAGGAGACUGGAGCCCUCGCGAAAGUGUGCAUCCACACAGCCAUGAAGGGCGUCACGGGUGAAGAAACGCAAAGUGCUCGCAAAGAUGUAUUUGGGGAUUACUUGAACUACUACGAGCAGGUCUGGCCGCAGGGCGAUCUGAAACUGUGCAAGGACGCGCGAGUGACGAAGAAGGCUAAGUGCGUUUUGCUGGCGGAGCGCAGUCCCGAGGCGCGUUUCACGGCGUUUGACUUUUACCGGACCGCGACAGAAUGCAUGAGGAAGGGAAGGAAGGAGUGGAGAAACGUGCUCAGCCAGCUGAUCAAAGCCACGGAGCUGCUCGAGAUGCUCUGCGUCAAUCUCUUUCUUUUCCCGUGGAAGAAGGAGAUCAGGACACUGAAGACUUUCACUGGUCCCUUCGUGUACCGCAUCCAGCCAGUGCUUCCACACAGCGUGACCCGGGCCAUCCUGGAAAAGAUCGGGUAUCACCCGGAGACGGAGACCGAGUACAAGCUGAGUAAGAGUGCGGACUCCGACGGGGCUGUGAGGAUGGGCUUCGAGCUGUUCCUGGCUCGGCAGGAGUGUGAGUACCUGCUGGAGAUCAUGGGUCAGAGGGGACCGUCGGAGUGCCUGGAGAUCUUCCAACAGAGGUCCUCGCAGUCUCUGCCUGUGGAGGCCACUGCGGGCGGAGCAGAGGAUUCUGGGACGGAGAACGUGUUGGUCCCGACUGAGUCGGAGGACCUGACCAGUGACGGCUGUUCUCUGCUGGACCCCGGGGCACCCCUUACGGAAGAAUGCCAGGCUAGCCCCGGGACUGCAGGGAGCGGGGGGCAGGAUUUGGAACAGAUGCCCCAGAUCCUGGAGUUCCAGGCUUCAGAGAGCGUGCACGUGCCCAGGAUCCACCCAGCCAGCAGGAGGCUGAUAAGCGAGGACAAGUCCCUCAUGGAGAUGCGGGAGAGCUACCCCGACCUGGCAUUCCGGAGGAGGCCUAUCUUCACGGAGCCCCAGGGAUGUCCGGCGGCACAAGGGAGACAAGCAGGGGAAAGGAGAACGCCUGAAGGGGGCGCUAUGGCUCCGGUGGCCAACGGUGACACGAGCACCCCCCAGUCGACCGCUGGUCUCUCGGAGCCCCACCCCUCCGCUAAUGACAGCACGGCAUCACCGCAGUACCUAGAGCUGGCCAUGAAGCUCCCACCUCUCUCCCACCCAUCGGAGAAAGACUCCACCUCUCCGCCUCCACAGGGCACGGGGCAGGGCGGGGUCCAGGCAGGGUCGCAGAUCCAGGUCGCUGCGGACGACGGGGUCGCCGAGCUGGCUGAGAGGAUGGGUCAGCUGUGCAUGAGAGAGGAGGACCUCAAAUACCCGGUGGAGGAGACAGCGCAGCCGGACACGGGACGGGGCGGGGGCGACGGCAAAGCCACGCCCCUCGGCUCCCCCAGGGGCACGGCCCAGCCCAUCGUGUGCCACCCCUCCCCUGCCCCCCUCUGCAGCAUCCCCGGCUGCGGCAGCUGCGUCCAACCAGACCCUCCCCGCCAGGGCGACGCGGGGCCCGACACCAUCACAGAGCCCCCUCAAUCCUUCUACAUCCCACCCUGCACCGAGUGCGCCCAUCGCCCCCUGCUGGAGGGCAGGGGGAGCGGCCGCGCUGACCCGCCCUCUCCCCACUCCCCCUGCUCACAGCCCCCCUGGAGCCACGCCCAGCAGCCAGAAGACGCGCUGCUGGAGGCGACGUACGUGAUGGUGGAGCGCGAGCGCAAAGAACAGUAGUUAACCGAGGGUCUGCGUUCUGCACUGCCCCACAGCCGGAAGGAAUGGGACCCCAAGGCCAGGUUCAAUCUAACCGCAGUGUGCUUCAUCCUCAAACUUGUGUGCAUUUUUCUUAUCCCCCACCACAUUGUUUUAAUUACGCUAACUGCCAGACUCGCAGUAUGAUUUGAGUAGCAAAAGAAAUGUUGGGGUUCCUUAAAUUUGAUGCUCACAGCUCAGGGCUGUAUAUCCUGCGGUUAGAUUGAUUCUGGGCCUUGGAAUAUGCACUGAAAGAAAAGGGUGUUAUUGGCACAGGGUGAACCGCGGGCUGUGAUCUUUCCAUAGCUUGGUGAAUGGAAGUCUUGCAUUGUGAAGGCAGUGAAGGCCAAAAGACAAACUUUCCAUUGCUAAUCCUUAAGUCGUAUUUUUCCUGACUAUUGCUUUGCACUCUCUCUCAGGUGAAGGAAUUUAAAAAAUAUUUAUACUGUAACAGUGUAUGCUUGUAUGCAUUGGACACUUUGAUGUGAAAUCACCUAAGCAGAAUUGCACUUUGAAGGGAUGCUACAGGUGCUUGCAGUGUUUUUUUUUUUUCUUAACUGUGCCUUAGUGUUUUCCUCAGCCAAACCAAAGAUGCUACUGCUCAUUUUUGCGUGAUGACAACUGGCAACUACUGAGUGAUAACGACUGUGAAGAAACCAUCCAAAAUGAUGCUCUGACAGAUGUAAAAGAUUUCUAAUUAAAAUCUGGUCUUCUUGGUGCCAUGCAAUAUCCAUGAUAGUUAUUGAGGUCAUGAAAACAAGGGCAGGUGUUUUUCUUAUAUCCGUAUGUCAAGGACAGAGGCCUUCUUACAGCGCAAUAAGUGUACUGGACAAAUGUCUUAAUAAAUGAAAAAUUAAGAAUGAAUAAUGCACCACUAUUAAAGUUCUGCAGGAAUUAAAACUUAAUCUUGUCUAUUAAAAUAUCUAAUUAGAGCUGCAUACAUUUUCAGGAAAUAACCUGACCUAAUUAAAACAUCUCUGUGCCUUGCAUAGGAUAAUCCAAAGUCAUUGCACUGAACAUGGUGCCCAGAAACAAUGCUCUUGUGGGAAAGUUGGGAAGGUGUUUGUUAGGCAAGUGAUGUUUAUGUGAUGGCGAAGCGUAAACUGAACUCUUGUUGUAAGGUGAGAGAAACACUGAAGAGAGCUGAGUGGAAUCAGAGCAGUGAAGAGGUGGCCAGAAAUGUCAUCAUUUGUGUUCUGUAGACAGUAACAUUCUGACCGCUGUGUCAUGGCUGUCACUGCUGUGUCAUGGCUGUCACUGUUGAUAGAAUGCACUUAUCUGAAGGGUUUCCUUCUGCAAAAACUCUUGAAAUACUGCUGUAAAAAAUGUUGCGGAAGUUUCCAAACAGGUCGGCAUUUUCAUAAGGUCGUAACCCACAUAAAUUACCUGAUAAAACACAGAAUUGAUGUAUUGAAGGCAACCAAUGUAGACUUCUGUUUGAACAUAAAUCAGAGGUUAUUUCUGAUGGUUCUAAUUCAUUUUUCAUCAGCUCUCAAUAGCACAUUUAAUUUGGUCAUUUCUGCUACUUUCCCUUUAAGUAACUUAAUUGCUGGGAUCAUAGUCAUCACAUAAUGAGCCUGUCCCUAUUUCAGUCUGGGAUUUACAGGGUGUCAAAAGGUAUUCAUACAUGUUUACCUUAUUUGGUAUGUAAAAAAACCCCACUCUUUACUGUGAUUACUGUGGCCAGUCAACCUGUAGUCCAAACUUUCUCAAUCUUCACUCCCUUUCUUUAACUCCUCCUAAAAUUGACACUUUUGGCACUAGGAAUAUUGCCCAAAGUCUGUGUAACUUUACCCAAAAACCGUACACUUGUACAAUGGA